Ophidiomyces ophidiicola is the source of this 2574-nucleotide messenger RNA. RefSeq lists its product as uncharacterized. Gene Ontology annotation, biological process: protein histidyl modification to diphthamide. Gene Ontology annotation, molecular function: diphthine-ammonia ligase activity. The coding region runs from base 1 to 2574 and encodes 857 amino acids. Lineage: Eukaryota; Fungi; Ascomycota; Eurotiomycetes; Onygenales; Onygenaceae. The transcript has a single exon. The record is from RefSeq and is a predicted model, not a curated record.
AUGCAAUCUGCUCCCAACCAGAACCCGUCUCAGGCCCCAAGCCAGUCGAGUUCUUUGACAGAAUGUCCAUGCGGCCAAUGCUCUGACCCUCACGAGCAUCUUGCACACCCUGCUUUUCCACCUGCAGUGGAAAAGCACCCCUCUCAGGCCACCACCAUGGCGGGCACCAUGCCGGUACAGAACCUGAACGUCAUCGCGUUGAUAUCAGGCGGAAAGGACUCUCUCUACUCCAUGCUGCACUGCAUGAAACAUGGACACAAGAUCGUAGCAUUGGCGAAUCUAUACCCCGCCCCAGAAAACGAAAACGGAGAGCAGGUGUAUGACUCGGAUAGCUACAUGUACCAAACCAUCGGGCACAGCGUCAUCCCGCUCUACGAGGAAGCGCUCGGCAUACCCCUCUACCGCCGGAAGAUCACGGGCAUGCCCGUCAACCUGGAGCUGACGUAUUACGGCGCGCAGGGCAGCGCGGCCGACGAGACGGAGGAUCUGUUUGAGCUGCUGAAGGAGGUCAAGGAGCACCAUCCCGAGGCCAACGCCGUGUCGGGCGGCGCCAUCAUCUCCAACUACCAGCGCAGCCGCAUCGAGAAUAUCGCCAUGCGUCUCAACCUGGUCCCGCUGGCGUACCUGUGGAUGUAUUACUGCCUGCCGCCGCCGACGGAGCGUGACACCAUUCCGGCGGGCUGGUCGCCGUCGGUCAUGGGCUUGCUGGAGGAUAUGGCGGACGCGGGGUGCGAGGCGGUGAUCGUCAAGGUUGCGACUGUGGGGCUGGGUGUUGACUCGCUGUUGUCGAAUAUCACGUCGAAGGAUUCCUCCCAUAGAACGAAUAUCCUGACAAAGCUGGCGCGGUAUGUUUCGCAGGGGCUGGAGACGGCGAUCCUAGGAGAGGGCGGCGAGUACGAGAGUCUGGCGCUGGAUGGGCCGAGUGUACUGUGGAAGAAGAGGAUUCGUAUUGUGAAGGCCAGCCGUCAUGAUAACGGUGAUUAUACUGCGAUUCUUCAAAUCAAGGGUGCGAAGUGUAUUGAAAAGCCCGAUCCUCCUCCCUGGAAGCUGGCCCAGCUACGGGUCCCGCAGGUUUUUGAUGCUACUAUACAUUUUGCCUUGACGGUGCUGGUGGAGAAGCAGUAUGAUUACAGCAUGGACGAACCCCGAGCGCCACUUUCCAUGUCGCCGGCUUUGUGGGGGACGCCGGUCGUAAAACCGGCUAUAUUUUCCUCACAUAAUUUUUUGAUGGUCUCCAAUUUAUGUGGUUACACUGGCCUCACUGGUACAAAGCCAGCGCCAGGGGUGUUUGCCCAAAUAAUACUCAUCGAAAAGAAUUUGCUCAACAUUUUACACACUGAGGGAGAGAAGAGGAAAAUCAGAUUACCCGUCAGCUGUAUUCUUUCGACCACGAUGCUGCUUAGGUCUAAGAGCGAUUACCAAAUAGCCGAGGAGGCAUAUGGUCGAGUUUUCAAUAUUAUUAACCCCCCUACGCGGGUGGUAAUAGGUUGUGGUCAUGCUAUGCCAAAAGGUAUAGAUGUCGUUCUCUCCUUUUUCGCGGAUAUGGCCGCGUGUAUGCCGAAACGCGCCUUGCACAUCACAUCACUGUCAUAUUGGGCACCAGCAAGUAGUUAUUCGGUAUCGCAGGCUGUAGUGAGUCCUCUAUUAACCCAACCUACUUACGAUCAGUGCGAUGAGUUGGUGUAUCUUUCAGGCCAGUUGCCUAUACACCCGCAAUACAUGACAUUAUUCUACGGCGACUUUGCCUAUAAAACUGCCAUCUCACUACAGUCUGCAUGGAGAAUUGGAAGAGCGAUGGCUGUCGAUUGGUGGGUGAGUGCGGUUGCGUUUCUGCAGACCGGUCCCAAAGUUCGCACCCAGGCUAAGCUGGCUGCGCAUGGCUGGGAGGUAUUGAAUGCGGCGCGGACUUAUGGGAUGGAGGAAGAUCCCUGGCCGCAUGAGGAGUACUCUACGGAUACUGACGAUGCUUCAAUUACCAGAGAAGUUGGAGUAUCCGUAGCUGCCGUACCGCCUAAUGUACCCCGAAAAAUUGAUGGCAGAGAAGAAAGCGAAGAAGAGGAAUCGGAACUGGAUCCCUGGGAUGUUAAAUAUGGUCGAUCAGGGGGUGGGAAGCCCGAGACAGAAGCCCCACGGCAGUUACCUAACUUUUCCAGCGUUCACUCCGAAUUCAACAUACCCCCGUUUCUGGCUGUCGAGGUGGAACACCUGCCUUACGACAGUCCCAUUCAAUGGCAGCUUAUUGGGGUACGCUCCGGAAGAAUUUUUGUCACAGAGGAGGACUCAGAGUCCACAUUUGUCUGCAAGACUGAGAGUCCGUCUUUGGGGGAAUAUAUCUGCAUUGGCAUUAAAACAGGAGAGCAUGCGCCGGGUAUUCUCUCGGCAGGCAAAGUACUAGACCGGUAUGUAACAGUUGAUACCGAAUAUCACACCACCCUCUAUACGACGAUUCCGAUUAAGAUCCAAGAAUGGCGUGGUCCAAUCGUGCCUUGUAUAUCUAUCUGGGGCCUUUAUGACAUGGAGUUUGCGGCUGCAGUUACUAUGCAUAUACCAGCUACCCCUGAAAGGAGGUGGUGA